UUGAUGUUUGUGUCUCUGUAUUCAUGCAGUAAAAUGGCAAAAGCCAGAUUUUCUCAGGAUGAGUUCUUGUGUCCGGUGUGUCUGGAUGUCCUGAAGGAUCCAGUGACCAUCCAGUGUGGACACAGUUACUGUAAGAGCUGUAUUACAGACUGCUGGGAUCAGGAGGAUCAGAAGAGAGUCUACAGAUGUCCUCAGUGCAGACAGAACUUCAGUCCAAGACCUGCUUUAUUUAAGAACCUGCUAUUUGCUGAACUGGUGGAGAAACUGAAGAAGACCAAACUCCAAAGUGCUGUUCCUGCUGGAGCUGGAGAUGUGCAGUGUGACGUCUGUACUGGAAGAAAACAAAAAGCCAUCAAGUCCUGUCUGGUGUGUCUGAACUCUUACUGUCAGAGUCACCUUGAACAACAUGAGAGCUUCUUUAGAGGAAAGAGACACAAAAUGAUUGAAGCCACUGGACGACUGCAGGAGAUGAUCUGUCAGAAACACGAGAAGCUCCUUGAGGUUUUCUGUCGCACUGAUCAGAAGUGUAUAUGUGUGCUGUGUACGAUGGAUGAACAUAAAAACCACAAGACUGUAUCAGUAGCAGCACAGAGGACAGAGAAACAGAAGCAGCUGAAGGAGACACAGAAGUCUCUCCAGCAGAGAAUCCAGCAGAGAGAGAAAGAUCUCCAGCAGCUGAGAGAGACUGUGGAGUCUCAUAAGCGCUCUGCACAGACAGCAGUGGAGGACAGUGAGAGGAUCUUUACUGAGCUCAUCCGCUCCAUUGAGAGAAGCCACUCAGAGCUGAUACGACUGAUCAGAGAUCAGGAAAAGACUGCAGUGAGUCGAGCUGAAGAACGACUGGAGCGACUGGAGCAGGAGAUCAAUGAUCUGAGGAGGAGAGACGCUGAGCUGGAGCAGCUUUCACACACACAGGAUCACAUCCAGUUCCUGCAGAGUUUCCAGUCUUUCUCAGCACCUCCUGAAACUACAGACUACAGAAAUUACGAUCUCUUCAGUUCUCUCUUCUCUUCUGAUUCUCUGAGAGAAUCUGUCCAUCAGCUGAGAGACAAACUGGAGGAUUUCUGUAAAGAGCAGCUCAAGAAGAUCUCAGACAGAGUCACAUUCACCAACAUUGUUCCCAGAACCAGGAAGGACUUCCUACAAUAUUCCCAUCAGCUCAGUCUGGAUCUGAACACAGUGAAUAAAUGGGUCCAUCUGUCUGAAAGGAAUCGAGCAAUUACAAACACUGGCAAAAAGCAGCCAUAUCCUGAUCAUCCAGAUAGAUUUGAUCAAUGGUCUCAGGUGUUGUGUAGAGAGAGUGUGUGUGGACGCUGUUACUGGGAGCUGGAGUGGAGUGGGAAUCACGGAGUGUGUAUAUCAGUGUCAUAUAAGAGCAUCAGCAGGAAGGGAUUGGGCAAUGAGUGUGUGUUUGGACGUAAUGAUCAGUCCUGGAGUUUGUUCUGCUCUCCAUCCAGAUGCUCAUUCAGACACAAUAACAUAAAGACUGAUCUCCCUGUGAUUCCCAUCAUCAGUAGAAUAGGAGUGUUUGUGGAUCACAGAGCAGGAACUCUGUCCUUCUACAGCGUCUCUGACACAAUGAGCCUCAUCCACACAGUCCAGACCACAUUCACUCAGCCGCUCUAUCCUGGGUUUUGGAUAGAUUAUAAAUCAUCAGUGAAAAUGUGUUGAUGAACCAGAACAGAGCAAAAUGACAGUGAAUGCAGUUCUUUGAGCAAAAUGAUGAAUCAAUGACUGUGAGAUGUAAAAGAGUCUCUUCCUUUCUCUUUGUUAUAUUAUUGCUGCACCUGAACUUCUGUCACUGAAAUAACAUAUC
Molecule: messenger RNA, 1816 nt
Organism: Carassius auratus (goldfish)
Lineage: Eukaryota; Metazoa; Chordata; Actinopteri; Cypriniformes; Cyprinidae
Product: tripartite motif-containing protein 16-like
Exons: 6
Coding region: 4-1671 (555 amino acids)
Molecular function (GO): zinc ion binding; protein binding
Source: RefSeq, a predicted model, not a curated record